Messenger RNA from Brassica napus (rape), 2152 nucleotides. Its product is annotated as homeobox protein ATH1-like. NCBI's taxonomy places the organism in Eukaryota, Viridiplantae, Streptophyta, Magnoliopsida, Brassicales, Brassicaceae. Gene Ontology annotation, molecular function: RNA polymerase II cis-regulatory region sequence-specific DNA binding; DNA-binding transcription factor activity, RNA polymerase II-specific. Gene Ontology annotation, biological process: regulation of transcription by RNA polymerase II. The transcript is spliced from 6 exons. The record is from RefSeq and is a predicted model, not a curated record. The coding region runs from base 634 to 2034 and encodes 466 amino acids.
CUUCUCUGUAGUAAACAGUAGCACAUCGGUCUUCUUCGUGUCUUUGGAUUUUCUUUUUAGAUUUGGUUUCAACCAUAUAUCAUAUGAGCCACAUUUCUCUCUACGAUCAACAUUUUUAAGAGAUAUAAAUCAUAUAAUAAGGAAAAUAUAUAAGAUUUGAUUCUGGUUUAUCUUUUUCUGAAUUUGUUUCUGGUCGGAAGAUCUAGUAAAUAUUUGAUAAUGGAUUCAUGUCAUAAACAGAGGGAGCUCCGUACGUGAUUUGGCCCUCUUUUCUUUUACACAUAUCUCUUGAAUUCAUUUUUUAUUUCUUUUCCCGGGGAAAUAGUUUAUUUGUUUAUUAUAAAGUAUGCUGCUAUGUGUUAAGUCUAGUGGUCUGAAUCUUGAAGUGAGGCAGGGGAUGAAGACGAUGAGUUUCUUCAUGAAAAUGUAUUAAAGUAAGGAGCAUAGAGAAGCUGCGGAGUGGAAGUACAGUGUUCUUUCACUGGAAAGAAGAGAAACAAACACUUUCAUCUUCUUCAAUUUUAACACAAAUUUUGGAAAUGCUUAUGUAAAAUUCUGCUUGCAACGGCUUGUUCUCUGAGAUGUUCCCAGAGUUGUUAUCAGAAGAAGAAGUAUAAAGUUUCAUUAGACCCAAUGGACAACAUCAGCACUUAUAGUUCUCUGGACAAUGUUAUAACUAACCCAAACCAUCUUCUCAUGGAUUUGAUACCUUCAAGAGAAGAUUCCACAUCAUUUCCAACAAUGCUUCCAUGGAAUUCCAUCAGACAAGAUCCUCUACAAAUGGGUGGCUUUGAUAUCUUCAACUCUUUUCUCACUAACAAGUACUUAUCAUCUACUUCAAGAUCUACAAAUGUUCAUGAGACCAGCUUUGAGGCCAUGGCUCCUCCUCUUCCUCCUCCUUCACUUCAUCCUAUGGAACAUCUAAGACCAUAUGAUGAUCCCUCAAACAACAUGUGGAGUCUUGGUGAAAAUAGUGAGUUUCAUGCAUAUCCAUUCAUAGAAGGUGUUGUUGGUCCUAGUGAACCAAUAAUAUCUACAUUCGGUGAAGAAGGUUUCCCAAGAAACGAGCUCUCGUUAAGUCUUGCCACAGAUGUUUCUAAUGAAAGCUCGGAGAUAAGCCUUUGCGCUGCUACUAAAUCUACAAGAAUAACCUCAGAGCAAGCUUCUUCCAGCAGCAAACACGUUUCUAAUAACGUCUCUCAAGUGAUAUUUGGCUCAAAGUACCUUCACUCCGUUCAAGAAAUACUAUCUCAUUUCGCCACAUACUCCCUCAACGGCAUAGAGACUAAUCCUCAAUGCUACUUUUCUUCUCGAGGAACCGAGUCAGAGGGUACAAACUCAGCCUUUGUCUCAUGUUAUGAGAAUCUAAACGAGUUUCUUGAUGGCGGUUCGCAAAGAAGAGCAUUAGAAGCAAAGAAAACCCAUCUCUUGGAUCUUCUUCAAAUGGUGGAUGAUCGAUAUAGUCAUUGCGUUGACGAGAUUCAUACGGUUGUAUCAGCCUUCCAUGCAGCAACCGAGUUAGAUCCUCAGCUACACACCCGGUUUGCACUCCAAACCGUCUCCUUCUUAUACAAGAACCUGAGAGAGAGAAUCAGCAAGAAGAUACUCAUGAUGGGAACGGUUUUGGAGAGAGGCAAAGAGAAGUCUCAAGAAGACUCAAUCUUCCACCAGCAUUGCCUUCUUCAGCAGCUAAAACGUAAGAACCAUCAGAUUUGGAGACCGCAACGAGGCUUGCCUGAGAAAUCAGUCUCGGUUCUACGUACAUGGAUGUUCCAAAACUUUCUUCACCCUUACCCGAAAGAUUCAGAGAAACAUCUUCUUGCUAUACGUAGUGGAUUGACAAGAAGUCAGGUAUCAAACUGGUUUAUAAAUGCGAGGGUAAGGCUAUGGAAGCCCAUGAUAGAAGACAUGUACGCAGAAAUGAACAAGAGGAAGCUGAGUAACACUCCCCUUCAAGGUGGCAAUGGAGGAAGUUUUAUUAGAGUGCCAAAGUCUGUAAUGAUGAGCCAAGAAAGGGACAAAAUAAGAGAAUGAUUGUGUUACAACUUUGUUUACGCAAUCGUUACAACUUUUACCACGUAUUAUGAUUGUUUUGACUUUUUGUUAUAAUUGUAUAUACUGCUUGUUGUAUCUCAUAUAUUGCUGUUUUGUA